AGAUCACUAAUCCUCUUAUUCAUGUUCUCAUUCUAUGAAUAACAAUGGGUGUCCAAUCCUCUCGCGUAUAUAUAGACGCCUGAAAAUAGGUCGAUUGCGUUAUUAACUAACUUGUGAUUUGGCGAUAGCACACUCCGGGGUCAAAAGGAACGGACCGAGCGAUAGUAAUCCCGCAAAGACAUGCCACCAACACUCACAGGUGAUCUUGGUCCGUCUGUUACCCAGCAUGUGGGAUGACUGCGAAGAAGUUCGUCUUGCGUAACUUGAGUCGCUUAAAAGGCAGGUGGCUCAAGCAAGCGAGUUAUCCAUGAAGGAAGAAGAUACGGUCCAGACGUUCGAGGACGCGCCCGUCGUCCGGGAUGCAAGACUCGAACGAGUGUUGGUGUGCAAACUCGACAUGCGGAUGCUCCCAACGGUAUUCCUGAUCUUCAUUAUGAACUACAUUGAUGUGGGCGUAGCAUUUAUCCAGAGGCUCGCGAUCACGACUGCACGACUCAAGGGGCUCGAAGACGACCUAGGACUCACAGCCGGCGGGGGGACAGACCUAGAAUACUCAGUAAUCCUGUCUGUCCUCUACGCAACCUACUUCCCAGCCCAGAUCCCCUCCAACAUGGCGCUAAAUUACAUCACACGGCCCUCACUCUACAUCGGCGGAUGCGUCGUCUUCUGGGGCCUUAUCAGCGCCCUGACGGGCGUGACGCACUCCUUCCGAGGGAUCCUCGCAUGUCGACUGUUCCUCGGUAUACCAGAGGCGGCGUUCUACCCAGGGACGAUGUACAUGCUCUCGAGGUGGUAUACAAAGAAGGAGCUGGCGUUUAGGUCUGCGAUUUUGUAUUCGGGAUUGCUCAUUUCGAAUGCGUUUGGUUCGUCGAUAGCAGCAGGUAUCCUUGGUGAGAUGGAGGGUAAACGAGGAAUACGCGCUUGGAGAUGGUUAUUUUACAUCGAAGGAUCCAUAACAAUCUGCAUUGGUCUCUUGAGCAUGUGGCUGCUCCCUGACUAUCCACACAACACACACUGGAUGUCGCCCGGAGAACAGAGUUUAGCCCAAGCUCGAAUUGCAGAAGACGCCGGCGAAGCGGACAAAGAUAAUAAAGAGGACACUCCUCUGCACGGACUGAAGCUAGCGCUCAAGGACCCGUUGGUAUACGUGUUUUCGAUCAUGAACAUCGCGCAGCUGCUUGGUCUGAGCUUUUCCAACUUUUUCCCGACGUUGACGGAAACAUUGGGGUUCUCGACCACAGUGUCGUUGCUACUCUGUGUUGCUGACUCCCGCUUGCAGACCGCCGUGGGUGUCUUCUGCAAUUAUAGGACUGGAGAACGGUUCUUGCACAUUUCCGGGUGGUGGUGGGUGGUGAUCGUAGGCUUCAUCAUUGCGCUGUCGACAAUGCACACUGGUGCACGGUACGCGUCGCUGUUCCUGAUGGCGUGUGGCUAUACAGGGUUCGCGUUGACGCUUGUUUGGGUGUCAAAUGUCAUCGUCCGUCCACCGGCAAAAAGGGCCGCUGCCAUGGAUAUAGUAAACGGAGUCGGAAGCUUGGGUUUUUUGAUAGGAUCAUACACAUGGAAGACAGCCUGGAGACCUGAAUACCACCAGUCCAUGGCCAUUUCGCUCGCUGCACUCAUAUUCAGCACGGUGCUCUCCAUAGGCAUCAGACAGAGUCUCAUAAGGGAGAACAAGAGACUCGACAAUGAAGACACAGGAAAGAUUGAUGAACGUAAUGAUCCUGCCCAACCGGCGCCUGUAUUGAAGGAGGAGCAGGUUGAUGUUAAACCUGCAUUGGAGCUGCAGCAGGAAAACAAGACUGCAGAGAAGGAGAAGGAGGAGCCGGCUGGGAGCGUACAAGGGCGAAUAGCUAUGUUUAAGCAUGCCAGGAACGAUGUACAAUGGACAAUGGACGAUAGACGGUCAUUAAGUGAAGAGGGAUGA
Messenger RNA from Desarmillaria tabescens, 1927 nucleotides. RefSeq names its product major facilitator superfamily domain-containing protein. Gene Ontology annotation, cellular component: membrane. Gene Ontology annotation, molecular function: transmembrane transporter activity. Lineage: Eukaryota; Fungi; Basidiomycota; Agaricomycetes; Agaricales; Physalacriaceae. The transcript has 12 exons. The record is from RefSeq and is a predicted model, not a curated record. Bases 308 to 1927 code for a protein of 539 amino acids. Gene Ontology annotation, biological process: transmembrane transport.